This is a messenger RNA of Aspergillus brunneoviolaceus CBS 621.78, 714 nucleotides long. RefSeq lists its product as uncharacterized. Bases 213 to 665 code for a protein of 150 amino acids. NCBI's taxonomy places the organism in Eukaryota, Fungi, Ascomycota, Eurotiomycetes, Eurotiales, Aspergillaceae. The transcript has a single exon. The record is from RefSeq and is a predicted model, not a curated record.
AUCAAGGAAGAAGAAAAAAAGAAAAUAUUACAAGAAGGAGAAGGCACAAUUGGUGGUUUGAACAAGAGCUGGAAUCUCCUGAAGCUGUUGGGGUAGGUUGCGUUUAUAUGCUGUGUCUCGACCAAGCCCCCAGCUCGUACUGUGCGCCACACGCUUGCUCUCGAAAUGCAUGGAUUGUCGGUGUAUGGACGGCGAUUGCAAUGCUUUGAUGCAUGAGCUGUGAGAUGAGUGCAAUAUCUUUUUCCAAAACGGUAAUGCCGGGAUCGCAGCUCCAUGGGAUAGAUCAGAUGCGGAACGGUGCCUUGCUCAUUGCAUGCGGAUUUGCAUACAUAUCACCUUAUGCAUACCGCUUCGAAAAGGAAACUCGUAUCUGGAUUCAUUUGUGGAGUGGCAAGUCACGAUAUCCUAGCAAUAUCUUCCGAGCGAUGACUCUGACCAGAUUGCUGAAUACUUUGCCUCCUGAGGCUGUCUGUUUCAUAGCUAAAAUAACCGGGCUGGACGUGUCUGAAGGUGAAGAAAAACCCUCCAGUGGCUGUGCUUUAUUUUGUUGUGCCAUCUGCUUUUCCAGAAUCAUCAAGAGAAAGGCUGCCAUUACAUCGCCUUCUAAUGAAGGCAAUCAUGAUCGUAGUUCAAGGAAUAGAGCAUUGCAUUUGACAAGGAUUUAAUACUAAGUCCGUGAUUAAUCAUUGGGCCGCCAUUGUUAUAGCUAUAUAU